AUGUUGUGCCCUGAGAGGAGUGUCGCAUCUGUCCGUCCCUCCCCACAGACAGCUCCACCAGCCGGCCAACUUCAACCAACUGCUAACAAGGUCACCAACUCUUACUUUGACUGGCACGCUCCCAUCCGCCAUGUGGCCCGGACACAGGCGCUCGACAUGACGGGCAAUAUUGGAGCCGGUCGCCGCAGACACAGGUGUGACACCAACUUUCUGCCUGAGCCCGAGUGCACGCUGCUGGUCGAGGGCACAGCACCUGGACCAUUGGGCGCAGUAAUUAUCGGGGAGCGCAGCGCCCGCAGCAGCGCGCCAUCUGCUCCAGGAGACGGCUCAAUGAGGUAUGAGCACGCGCCGCUCUCCACCGGGCCACUGCCUGCCUCUGACAUGAGGGCUCGCAUCUGCUCUGAGGAGCGGCCUGCCCAACACAAGCUACACCCUCACCCAAAACCCCCACCCAACUGCACCUCUGCCAAGGAGCACUCCAAUACAGCUCCAAACUCAGAAGCUCAAUACUCCUCUAAUCAGCCCAAGGACAUCUCCUUCCAGACCCUGGGGUGGCCCUAA
Messenger RNA from Knipowitschia caucasica, 561 nucleotides. Lineage: Eukaryota; Metazoa; Chordata; Actinopteri; Gobiiformes; Gobiidae. The record is from the annotation of a GenBank genome assembly.